This is a messenger RNA of Hippocampus comes (tiger tail seahorse), 3457 nucleotides long. RefSeq names its product leucine-rich repeat neuronal protein 2-like. The transcript has 2 exons. Bases 554 to 2890 code for a protein of 778 amino acids. Gene Ontology annotation, cellular component: plasma membrane. Gene Ontology annotation, molecular function: protein binding. Lineage: Eukaryota; Metazoa; Chordata; Actinopteri; Syngnathiformes; Syngnathidae. The record is from RefSeq and is a predicted model, not a curated record.
GAGAGACAGAGAGAGAGAGAGAGAGAGAGAGAGAGAGAGACUUCGCCAACGUUCUCUCCAUCCAGCUCCAGUGCAGCACAGACGCGUGAUAUUUCCAAAAUCUUAAUUGCGUGUGGCUGAGAAGGAGACAAGAAAUAACCUCCUCAGCGCGAGCAGUGAGGCUGACCAGAGCGAUGUAGCGAUCUUUCCAGCUCCGUGAGCUAUGAGCCAGGAGUCCUCCGCCUGCCGCCAGGAUGAUAGAUUGAUGGCGUGACAAGAAAAAGACCGUCAUCAUGUUCUACCACUGCAAUCAACAUUGUACCUAAAGAGUCAUACGGUGGCUUUUGCUGCAAGACACACAUUUUGUGGUUUUCCGAUGCAUGUGAGGCAACCGUAGAUAUCGAUGUCGAUAUGAUAAUCCUUUCCUGUUUGCCUGAGAAUUUCAUCCCGGUGAGAGUGUCCGUCACAUUUUCUGCCAUCUGCACGCCGCCCCCCUACAGUUGACUUCCUCGCAUCUUCUCAACAAGAUCUUAAAACCUCCUCUCCAAGCUGCACCGGUGACCCGUGAAAGAUUAUGAGGCCAAUGUUGGUGCUUCUCCGAUCACAGUUUCUCCUCUGUGCGGUGUGUGUCGGCGUGUGCGUGCUCGGAGCGCUGGGCUCACUCCCUCAAGCUCUGCCAUGGCACGUUCCCUGCCCGGGCCGGUGCGUGUGUCACAUCAAGCCGUGGUUCUCACCGGACUCGGUUUACCACGAGGCGCCGACUGUGGACUGCAAUGACCUGUUGCUGACUGGGCUCCCGUGGCCCCUGCCCUUUGGCACACACACCUUGCACCUGCAGGGAAACAAUCUGUCCGAAAUGGACGCCGGCGUGCUGCACGGGCUCCCCAACCUCACUGACCUUGACCUUUCACAGAACCACUUCAGCCACGUCAGGGCUAUCGCGCAAAACCUUUCUCUGCCCUCUUUGCUGUCUCUACACCUGGAGGAAAACCAUCUGAGCCACCUGCCAGAGGCCUCCUUCUCAUCACUGCUGGCUUUACAGGAGCUCCUUCUCAGCCAUAAUAACUUGUGCUCUAUUGCGCCUGGAGCCUUUACUGGCCUGAGCUCUCUCCUGCGUCUCCACAUCAACAACAAUAGACUCACCACUAUCAAUCCGAUGUGGUUUGGGCCUUUGCAGAACCUAGAGGUUCUAAUGCUUGGAGGAAACCCAGUCGAGACCCUGCCUGAGCAGGGCUUCCUAGCCUUGAAAUCCCUCCGCAGUCUCAUUCUCGGCGGCAUGGGCUUGAGAGGCUUAGCCGAUAAUGCUCUGGAUGGGUUGGAGGGUCUGGAGAGUCUCUCCUUCUACGAUAACCUACUGAUCAAGGUUCCUUCUCGGGCUCUGCGGAGAGUGAAAGGACUGAAGUUUCUGGACCUCAACAAGAACCGAAUCAAAGUGAUCAACACGGGAGACGUCCGAGAUAUGGUCCACCUGAAGGAGCUUGGCCUGAACAACAUGGAGGAGCUGAUGUCCAUUGAGAGAGCGGCGCUAGAGAACCUCCCCGAGCUCACCAAACUGGAGAUCACCAACAACCCGCGACUGUCCUUCAUUCACCCGCAGGCUUUCGCGCAGCUGAGCAGGCUGGAGAGUCUCAUGCUCAACUCAAACUGUCUCAGCACUCUGCACCAUCGCACCAUGAGCUCCCUGCCCAGACUCCAAGAGGUCAGCCUGCACUCCAACCCACUGCGCUGUGACUGCCUGUUUCACUGGGCCGCACGGGAUGCCUCCCACCCUCGCCGGGACACACCGGCCAACAAGCAGCGAACAUCUCGGGUGGUGCGCUUCAUUCAACCCCAGGCAACACUGUGCUCAGAACCCCCGGAACUGAAGGCCCGCAGGGUGAGAGAGGUGUCCUCCGGCGAGAUGUCAGCCUCUUGCCUCCCAACAAUCCCCACCGCCUCGCUUCCCUCCAACGUGGGUGUCAGAGAAGGAGGGAAACUUCUUUUGCACUGUCGAGCUCUCGCAGAUCCACAGCCACAACUUUACUGGGUAACUCCGUCGGGGUUGAGACUUGGACCUGCUUCGGGCAACGCAUCUGAGGGAGCACCAGCCUCUUCCGUCACAGCCCCUGAAGGAAUCGCCGAGUCAAGUGCUUCCAGCGACUCCCCCAGGUGGUCCCAAGGUGAUUUUGCCACCAAACGCUACUGGCUCCUGCCUGAGGGAACUCUGGAAAUCAGAAAGGUCACCCCGAGAGAGGCCGGCUUGUACACAUGCAUAGCUGAGAAUACUCUGGGUGCCGAUACACGCAGCGUAACGGUGGCUGUGCAAAGAAGACAGAAGACAAGAAGGAGGGCGCCAGCUUCUGACCUGAAGGGCCCUUCAGUGCUCAGAGUGGAGACAAGUUUAAAAGUGAUGGAGUCUGGAGAACACUACGCUAUAUUGUCUUGGCAGAAUAGGCGCAAUUACCCCUCAACUCGUUUGUCCUGGCAAGCCGUGAGCUCAGACGCACCCGCGUAUUCCACACGCAUUCUUGCUGGCACGCACAGUUUCAACCUGACCCACCUGCAGGCAGGGACAUUUUACAGAGUGUGUUUACAUUUAGGGACCAGCGAGGGUAGCAAGCAUAACAGCAAGAGGAGCAAAGCAAGCAGGAAACCUCAAUGCAUCUCAUUCAGAACCAAGCAAGUGGCAGAGCCUCGGGCCAGCCUGCAGCUCAGCCCGGAGCUGACGUCCACUGCGGCGACACUUCUGAUGAUCCUUGUGCUCAUACUGAUGCUGCUGGCCGGCCAAGGAUGGGACAGUGGAAAGCACCCGAGUGCUCUUUUCCAGGAAAUCAAAAGUCAUAAGUCUCUGGUUAUUAUGCAGAAGACACACGGGAGCAACAAGAACCAGCCAAAGCGGAGUGAGAAACUUCUGUUUCAUCACGACUGCUGAGAUCAUCAGAAAUAUACUCAAUGUCACCUUGUGGAAAGUCACAGCGAUGUAGGAAAGAUUUCUAUUUAUUUUCUAUCGAGGUAUCGACAGCAUAAAUGACAUAGUUUGCGUGUUGAGACACAUCGUAAAGGAUUCCGAAAGCCAAACCCGUUUGAUUCAAACCGGGCUGCGGCACUCACACAGUGCACAGUGAGUGCAUAAAUCCACUAUAAAUUACUGCUCACGGCUGCUGGGCUGGAAAACAAAGAAAACUUGAUUCAGUCCAGGGGCAAAUGUUUCUGGGGUGUUCGUUACAUUUCCUGUCUUAAUGUUUCACAGACUGAACCAUACUGUAACCCAGCAAAUGAACCACUGUCCGAUGACUGAUGCAAAACGAAAAAGUGACUGCCUGUUUUGUUCUCGUACGUCAAAGUGAUCGAUGCUUAGCACUCAGUAAUCUUGGACUACCGUUCUUAUCCGGCCAUUCCUCACCUCACAUCCGAUAUCUUCAUUCAGCAUAAUAUGAUUCUCAAAGUGAUUGUGUGAAAUUCUAUUUUGAGCUAUUAUACAAUAAAUCUUUUUGAUUUA